Molecule: messenger RNA, 693 nt
Organism: Ostertagia ostertagi
Lineage: Eukaryota; Metazoa; Nematoda; Chromadorea; Rhabditida; Trichostrongylidae
Source: the annotation of a GenBank genome assembly
AUGAAUAACCUUGCCCAUAUUUUGUGUUCAGCACACUCGGAGGUUCCAUCGCUUACUUCAGGAUCUACUUUUAAAUCUGUAGCCGAGAAUUUCGACGGAGAAGUAAACGAGCAGGACGGUCAAAAUAAAACACAAAAUAACCGAGAUGAAACUGCUAUCCUUGUUGGUACAGUUAACUCAGCACAGUCAUCCAUAGCAGACUCCACUCUACUAAAUACUCCAUCACUCAUGGAUCCGGAUAGCACCCUGGACAACGUGAUUCGAUCGCAAAGCGAAACCCGUGAAAUGCUUGAAAAAGCAAUUAUGUCUCUUGAUUCGAUGAACAGGGAGAGAACUGAGUUCGCAUCGAAAUUUGCAACUAUCAACAACCUUGAGCAGGAAAUUUCUUCCCUAAAGACUCGAGUUGCCGAACUUGAAGAGGAAAACAAGAUACUCAAAAAACAAAAUUUGAAGACUGACCAAAUUCUUGUAUGUGAAGAGAAAGCAAAAGAAAGCGAAGCAGAAGAUGAUAAGCUGGCCUCGCUAAAGAAACAGCUGAGUGUGGUCGAGCAACAACUCUACGAUAGAGGUCUUGAGGUUGACCUUCGGACAAAAGCGUUGACCGAAGCUACUGUUGAACUCGAGGCAGCUUAUCGUAAAAUCGCUGACUUAACGGAUAGUCAUACGGCAGCUGCAACGAACUGCAAGGAACUA